Molecule: messenger RNA, 9018 nt
Organism: Passer domesticus (house sparrow)
Lineage: Eukaryota; Metazoa; Chordata; Aves; Passeriformes; Passeridae
Product: sulfotransferase 6B1-like
Exons: 7
Biological process (GO): sulfation
Cellular component (GO): cytoplasm
Molecular function (GO): sulfotransferase activity
Source: RefSeq, a predicted model, not a curated record
AUCAAACUCUAGGAACUCCUUGGAGGCGUACACUGGACCAUUGUCAGUCUUAAUCUACCUAGGGAUCCCCCACACUGAAAAGGCUUGCACCAGGUGCUGUUUGGCAUGCACAGCCCUUUCCCCUGCGUGGGCAGAGGCAUAAACCGCACCUGAAUAUGUGUCUAUGCUGACAUGCACAUAUUUUAGGCGACAAAAACUGGGAAUGUGUGUGAUAUCCAUGUGCCAUACUUUGCAACUCCCAAGGCCAUGGGGGUUAACCCCAACACCAAGUGAUGGCAUGGCCUGGAGCUGGCAAUUGGGACAGGUGGCCACAAUGGCCUGAGCCUGACUCUGUGUUAACUAGAACUGACGAAUUAGACCUGGUACAUUUUGAUGGUAUUGUUGGUGACUUAGCUUUGCCUGCUGGAAGAUGUCCGGAAGGCAUGCCAUUCCUGCUGGGGCGGCAAGGGAAUCUGCUUUGCUAUUACCUUCUGCGAUCUCACCUGGCAAAUCAGUGUGUGACCUCACGUGCAUCACAUAGAACAGAUGCUACUGCUGCAAAACUAAAUAAAUUAGUUUUGAAAGCAGCCUGAAGAGAUGCUUGUCCUCAAUGCCUUUUAGAACUGCCUGCUUCGCCCUGGACACUACUCCCACCACGUAGGCUGAAUUGGUAACCAAGUUAAUUGGCUCGAAGAACUUCUCAAAGGCUCUCACAACUGCAGCCAGUUCAGCAACCUGGGGCGAUCCCUCCACAAACUCAACAUCAGCUUCCCAAUGCUGAGUCUGGGGAUUUCUCCAAGUCAUCACUGACUUGUGGGAUGCCCCAGAUGCAUCAGUGAACACUGUAAGCGCUUUGAGUGGCCUAUGACUCCUUAUCUUCAAGAGCAAUGAGGUGGGAUUCCUCGUUAAACAGUUUGUGUGAUGGGACGUGGACUGGUACCUGUCCACUGUAGCUGUCCAGACAUAGCUGGAGACUGGCAUUGCUCUGGAGCAGGUGCUCGAGCAUCUCCUUGGUCAACCUCUCGGAAGAGUUCCUUCCCUCCUUAGAGAGUUUAACCAGGAGAUGAAUACAUGAAAAGUCACAUCCAGCCAGCUCAUGCAGUCUUACCCUGGCCUUCUGGAUCAGCUGAGCUAUCAGCUCCUGUGGCUGUGUAAUGGUUUUGGAUCGCUGAUGGGAGAGAAAAACCCAUUCUAUGAUUAAAAGUGAAUAUUUUUGUUCUUCAGACGACUGGAAUAUCAACCGUGUAUGUAUGGUAACUUUCCUAAAACAAUGAAUUGGAAAGGCAGCUCGGGCUGAUAACGAUGAGCCUGCCUCUCGGACAAAGCCUUCUGCACUUUUUGGAGGGCGGUUUUUACCUCUGGGGUCAGUUCUAUGGGAGAAGCCAGCUCUCUCUCCCCUUUCACUAAAUUGAGGAGGGGAGCUAGGUCCUCAUUGGAGAGCCCCAGCCAAGGCCUGACCCAGUUUAAAGACCCACACAGGGAAUGGAGAUCUGCUAGGGUUUUGGGAUCACUCUUAAUUUCCAAUUUCUGCAGAACAACAGCCCGCCCAGUGAUCUCUAAGCCCAGGUACUUUGAAGGUGGCAUCCAUUGAACCUUGUCUUCCUGCAUUUGGAAUCCAGCAGAGGUUAAAACUUUAACCACUAGGUCAAGUGUGUCUUGGAGUGUUAUGUCAUUGGGUGUUGUGAUGCAUGGUUCAUUUGGUUUGUUCAGUUUCCCCCUAAAGCUAUAAUGAUUCGGUCCUGGGGUCCCCCCCUGGCAACCCCUCCUUUUGAGAGUGUCAAUCUGUUGUCUCCUCCCCUGUUCCCCUGGUUACCCUCUGUCUAUCCCUCCCCGAGUUCCUGUCCAUCACCCACUGUCCCCUUCCCUCUUUCCAGAAAGUUCUCCCCUCUUCGGUGGGUGAUUGGAUUGGGAACAAGAGUCCCUCCCUGUCACAUUCCCUAUUGGCUAGCUGGCAUGUUUCUCAUGAGUUCAUUCCCUCCCAAGUUCUCCCUCACUGGUUGAUGUGUUGUAUGUUCCACCCCCUUUAUAAUCGGCUGUAACCCCACCUCGUGGUCUCGACUCGGCUAGCUCCCCUGGAGACAUCAAACUCUGGACUUUGCGCCCGAGAAGAGUCCCUCUUUUCUUACUUCGCCUUCCUGCUGAUCACUGCUGCCUCCUGCUGAGGCGCUCCCCGGACGCUCCCGGCGCAUCUGGGCCGUGUCCCCCCGGCUGUCAGCUGCUGUGCCUUCAGCUCGGCCGGUGCAGCCUCCUCCCCCGCCCGGGGGAGUAGAGAAAAAACUCGGACAGCAGCACGGCAAUCGGGGGCACACACAAGCACAUCAUCCAUGUAGUGUAGGAUGAUUGCCUCCCUCUUCUGGGCGUGCACUGGGGACAGCAAUGAAGGCACGUACCACUGACAGAUAGAUGGAGAGCAUUUCAUCCCCUGAGGUAAUACUCUCCAGUGGUAACGCUUCAUUGGGGCUUCUCGAUUGAUGGUAGGAACCGAGAAGGCAAACUGUGGGGCAUCCUCUGGCAUCCCCCCCUUUCAUAGGGGAAUAUGAAAGAAACAAUCCUUGAUGUCCAGGACAGCCAAUUGCCAAUUCUGGGGAAGCAUGGUUGGAGAGGGCAUCCCUCAUUGGAGAGACCCCACAUCCUCAAUUACCUCAUUUAUUUCCCUUAAGUCAUAGAGGAGCCGCCACUUAUCCUUCCCUGGCUUUUUUAUCACAAAGACCGGAGAAUUCCAAGGGGUAGUUUUCUCUUCAAUAUGUCCUUUAGCUGAUUGUUCUUCAACAAGCUCCUUGAGCGCCUUCUCGUGCCGCAUCUCUUUCUCCUUCUGGCCGGCCCUGCUGCCAGCACGAUAUCACAUUCCAAGGCAGCACAGGCACUCUCUAUCUUUCUUGUGUGGGGGGGGGGGGGGGGGGCGGCGGUGCUUCUCAACCCUUCCAUCUUGCCAGGCCUUCACCCCCUCCUCUGCCCGAGGCUCCAGCCUACCUCACCCGGCCUCAUGGCUUCCCUCCCCCAGCCAGCCCUGGCUGGGCAGGGGAGCUCUGAGCUCCUUCACGGACUGGAACCAAGAAAGAGUUCUCCUGGGAGUUCUUGCUUUUACCCUGUGUUCUCAGAGGCGGUCCAGACCUUCAGUGGCCAAACCAGGUGCCAAUAUUCAAAUCCAAGCACUGAUUGGUUUGACCACAACCUCCCAAAAAACUCACUUCCUUCUUAACCUACAAGAUUUUGGGCUGAAGUUAACAGGCAAGAGGCACUGCUUUCUAUAGUAUCACAGAGCAGCCCAGGUUGGAAGAGACCUUGAAAAAUCAUCUUGUACAACCUUUCAUGGGCAAGGGAACCUGGAUGAGAUGCUAUCUCGAUAUCAUAAAUUGAAAACUUCCAGUCAUGGGGAUUCUACCACAUUCCUGGAGGCACUGUUCUGCAAAUGGUUGUUCUUGCUGUAAAGAACUUACUUGAUACUUCAUGUAUCAAGAUUAAACCUCCCCUUUUGCAACUUGAACCCACUGCCUCUUUCCUUCUCCAUGUGGUGUCUGGUGAAUAGGGAAUCUUUAUCCUCUUUGUAGCUGCCCUUUAAGUUCUGGAAACUGUGCUGAGGUUGUCCCUGAGCCUUCUCAGCUUUGUGGUCCUCCCUUGGAACCCCUCUGCUUUGUUUGUGUCUUUCUUGAAAACUCCUUUAUUGAGAUAGUGGGGUUGUCAAGAGUGAUGAUGUGAGACAUUGCUCUACCCAGCUCUCUUGUACUGCCAUUGGCAUUUGCCUCUUUAGAUACAGUAUUUCACAUUUAUUCAGGGAUCUGUUCUGGAAAAAAAGGCAAAAUAAGGUUCUGUAAGUCUAGUUUAAUUAAAAUCAGGAAAAGCCCCACCCAAUUUAUAGAUCCGUCACCUGAGCAAAUAAGAUGCAAAAUAAAAGAUAGAAUUGAAAAGUGAGAGGGGGUUGGAAAUUUAACUUGGGGUAGAAACCAAUUUUGGUUUUAGCUGAAAUCUGCUUGUUUAGUCUGUUAAAGCCUGUGCUUGCAAAAAGGCUGGCAGAGAGUAGGAAGGAGAUUCAAGGCUACUUAGAAAGGAAUGCAAGCAUUCAAGCUGAAGAGAGAUAAGAAGAGGCCGCACAGACCAAAACCUGAAUCUGGGUUACUUGGCUGAAUAACUGCGCAGGCUCGUAAAAAAUGAUAAGACAGUUUAAUACAUAUACAUAUGCCUAAAAUACAUAUGUAUUUUAGGCAUAUGCAACAGGUUAGGGGAUUGUGGAAACCCAGGGCACUGGGAAUAUUUCUCUGUCUGCUCUGGGGUGUCUUGACCCCCAGGGGAGCUCUGACUUUGACCCUCAUUCAUGGAGAAAGUUUCCUACACUUCGUGGUAGACUAUAAUCCACAAAAGUGUGAAAUAGAUUAUAGAGUGUAGUAUAAGUGCGUCUCUUGGUAAGAAAUUUAGGUUUUGGGUUUUUUAGUAUGGAUGGGAGCAAGAUGGAGGGCACAGGGUGUUGUCCUGGUUUCUUCAUUCUUUUUCUUUCUUCUUCUUCAUGGGUUUGGGUGGCAUUUUGCAAUUUGGCAGAAAAAUCUUGAGCAUUGCAGGCUCUUUGGGAUCAGUUAUUGGGUUAUAAGGGAAAAUAAUCUAGGUAUCAGUUGUUAAUUGGAUAGUUUAGUCUUAAAAGACCUUGUAACAAGAGAUUGUUAGCCAUUUUGUGCCUUCUAAUGAAAAGCUGCUGAACUCACAGUUGUGAGACUGUUUUACUGAGAAAUAAUAAACACCUGAGUCUGAACAUGAACUACCAUCUCAAGUGCCUUCAAUCCAGACCCAGAGAAACCGAUAGGGGAUAAAGUAGACUCAGGAAUUUUCAGGGGUGCACAUGUCCUUGGGGAGCAUAUGUCCAGGGCUGAAAUAAAUCAUACAGGUUUUACAACUUCUACAAGUUCUGGAGUUUUAUUCUGCAAAUGAAAAGAAUGAAAUAUUCAAAGAUUUUUUUGUUUCACUCUUCUAAAACUGGUUGGUUCUGCUUGGACAUAAGUGGAUAUGCAGAGUGUUGUAAAGAAAUAGGAAUGCUAGAAGUAAUACUUAGAAUAUUUAGAAAAUAAAUGAAUGAAUUCAAAAGCAGAGCAGCAGAAAGUCCUGGGACAAGGCAUCUUUGAACAACUAUAAGUUAUCUAUAAGCAACCAGAAAGGUUCCAGUUUCCUGGAGGAGAACAUACAUAAUAGCAGUGUUUAAAAACUUGUGAAGGAUGAAUCAAAACAGAAUAGUCACCUUAAUUUGAUACAUAGAAAUGUAGUAGCAAAAAUGACAAAACAACUGACCAUGGAACGUUUUGAAGAAAAUGAAAUAGUAAAUAUAAAUAUUUUUAAAUAAGUUGGUGAUCCUCUUUAAUGUUACUUAACCCUUAAAUGAGCCACUGACAGAAAAUACAAGAGGUGAGGAUUGGGGAGGGCCUGUGACUAAAGAGACAGAAAUUUAUGAGGAGAUAGCAAUAUAUAAACAUUGGUUAUAGAAAUGAAAGUACUGAAAGUAGACUUAGAAAUUCAUACAAUAGCAAUAAAAGGCAUUUAGAAGCACUGUCAGCAGCAGCAAUAGUUUCAUGAAUAUCCACUUGUUUACAUGGAUAUGAUGAACGUGUGUUGUGGUGCACUAGUUUAUUUAGCUGUUCUUUUGCACUGGGUGAUGAGGAAUUUGCACAGAAUAGUUUUAUAUUGCACUGUAUAGCUUAUGUUAUAUCACAUGGUUUGUUAUCCCUUUUUGCUCAGCACAUGAUCUUUCCCUCACACACCCCAGUGGCCCCUGGUGGUCUCUUCCUGAGUGAAGAAGGUCCUCCCCUCGCCACUCCUCACUGGUAUCCCAUUGGCUGUAGACCUCUUCCUCUGUCCACAUUCCCCGGGGUAUAAAAUUUCCCUGCCACCAGGGAACUCUUUCUCCCAUGGGUUUGUCCACCUGGUGUGUCUCUUGGAAUAAAGGAGAAUGUUUCACAUGUGGAGAAAAGCGCUUCUCAGUCUUUUGCCUUCAUCUAUGAAAUAUUGUGUGGGUAAGGGUCUACAGCUAGCUGGAGUGGACCCCAACAGCCCGGCAGAAAACACGGUAUUUCAAACUUGGUUGCAAUAGUAUGCUUAUGGUCACACUGCAUAUACUGGUUGACAGCAAAAUUGGGAGGGCAAUUAAAGCAAUCUCUUUUAGUGGUGAAUCCUGAUCAUAUUCAGUUUUGUUUUAACACUGGUGGGCAGACUAAUAUCAUGCAUUAUAAAUGACUGGCUUUUAAGCCUGAGGAUCAGAAGAAAGGGCUGAAAGUAACAAGAAAAAUGGCAAAACAAUUUGAAACAUAACAUAUUGAGAAGAUUAGGGAACACAAAGUUUAGUAAAGGUAAGUGUAGAACUCUGUAUUUAGAAAAGGGAAACCAAGGGAACAGGUACUUGACGACAGUAAAUCUGUCAGGCAUAAAAACAGCUGCCAUAAGAACACCUGAGGAUUCACACUUAGCAAGGAUUAACACGAUGACAGUGCAAGAAAAAAAGGUUCAGAUCUUAUUCUGGUCUUGCUAAUCUGAUUGAAAAUCAGAGCAUGACCUGAUUCUGCAGUUUUAUCCUCUCCUAUGUCAUCCCAAAGUUCCUUUGUGCCCUUAACAAUCUCACUCUGAAGGACAGAGCUGUUCAGAGCAGUAACACCUCGUACUUUUGCUCCAUUUGAGAUACCCUGUGGGCCCUUGCAUUCAGUGGGGUAAGGAGGUGGAAGAAGGGAGGACGGAAAAGGCAAGCUGCUAUGUCAAAAAUGAAUGUAGGCAAGGAAACUUGAUGGAUGAGUGACCUUUUGAGGGAGUGAAAAGCGAGCAGAGAUGCAGGUAGUGAGUGUGAGAAUCAAUUCAGAAAAAUUUGGGAAUCUGUUUUGAAGGUAACACGUAAUUGACACAAUAGCAGUUGCUCUCAAAAUUUAUUACUUCUAGGUUCUUACCAAUUGUCAAAAAAAAAAAUAGAAAAAGUAUCUUUCUUUUUGGUCUUGUCUCUUUUGUUUCCUAUGAUGUCUAAAAAGAGAAAUUUCCACUGAAAAUUAUGUUUAUAUUGCAUUUUUGUCUGUUUCUUCUAAAGAGAAUGAACAAACCAGAAAAAAUUAUAUUAACCCAUCUUCCAUCUCAUGUGCUUUCCUCAGUUCAUUUCCAAAUCAAUAAUUAUUUCAGGAAAUAUCCUUUACAGGUGUUUAUUUGGUUUAAUUCAACAUUUUUAUAUGUUGAAUAUAUUUUUAUAUAGUUGUUGCCCCAAUAGUUCCUGUUCCUAGUAUUAGUUGUAGCAAAGGCCAUAGGUCUCUCUUGUCAGUCUUCAUGGAGUUCUGUAAUGUCAAAAGGUUUUAACAGAGUACAGAGUUAAUCAAUGACUUGCACCUUCACCCUGGGUUGAACGCCCUGUCCUAUUUACUCAUAUGUUGCAUAAAGUUUUUCUGCAUUGUGGAAAGACAGCCUGUAUCUCUUUGGGUAGAUUUACACAGGGAUACAGACAUGACUAGAAACAGUGAAAGAAUCAUUGAAAUGGUGGACAAAUGUUUUUCAGAGGAUGACAGGAUGGCCGCAGAAGACAUGCUGUUUUCCUACAGAGGUAUUUUAUACCCAGUUACAAUUAGCAGCCUGCAGACUUUGGAAGCUCUGAAAUCAUUUGAAGCCAGGAGUGAUGAUUUGAUUCUGGUAGGUUAUCCUAAAUCAGGAACCAAUUGGCUUGAACAAAUGGUGAAGGAGUUGGCAGAUGCCAAAUAUACAGAAGAGGAAAGGAAAGAGAGAAUAAAUGCUGAAAAGAAGCUAGAGACAUUUCAGCAUCUAGAAUUUGGGGAUCCUGGGAUAAAUGAGAGGAUGAAGAAGCUUCCUUACAGAAGAAUUAUAGUAACCCAUCUGAGACCUGAUGUCCUGCCUUCAUCCAUUCUCCAAAGCAAGGCUAAGAUCCUUGUGCUAGUUCAGAACCCCAAGGACAUGGUUGUCUCCUAUUACCAAUUCUGCAACAAACUACCAGUGAUGCCAUCCUUCACCUCCUGGGAUGAGUACUUUGCAGACUUAAUGAAUGGAAAAUUGGCCUGGGGAUCCUACUUUGACCACCUAGUGGAAUGGAACAAAUACAUUGACAACGAGAGGAUCAUGACAAUAAGCUACGAGGAAGUCAAAGAGGGCCCAGUACUGGGGAUGAAAAAGAUUGCUUCCUUAUUUGGAUUUUCCCUGUGUGAGGAAGAUUUUUCCAGAAUUGCCAAGACCAGUUUCAAAUCUAUGAAAGAGAAAUCCAGUGAAACCCAUGGAAAGUUUGGGGACAUACUCUUCCAGAAAGGGGUUAUUGGAAACUGAAGAGACAUCUUCUCUAAAGCUCAGAAUGAAGAAAUGGACCGGAAAUUUCAAAAUUCCUUAGGAGGAACAAAGAUGGCAGCAAAGAUAAAAUAUGAUGUGUACUGCAAGGCCUGAAAAUAAGCAGAUGAAUAGCAUAACAGUAAGUCAUGUUCCAAAGGUGAUUCUCCAAAGGCGGAUAGUCACCAUUUUUCCUUCCUAUGAGAGAAGAGAGAAACCCCUCAGAGAACUACCUGGUACCUCCAAGAAUUUGGUAGGUAAUUCUUAGAUGUGUCUGGGGUCUAGACCUUGUGCUUUGAUUGAUGUAACCAAAUAAAAUGUGUGUAUACCUCAAGUGAAUGCCUGGCAUCCUUUCAGAACGGAGAUGGUGAACAGACAUCAUGACACCAGUCUGGUGGCAUCCCUGUCUCUGCUUCUUGGCCUGAAAUGAUGAAUGAGGCCCCUGCAGGUCUUGUUGGUGAGAGAGAGGGAUCAACACAGAGCCUCUCCUCUGGCACAGAGUGGACUUGACAUGGAUAUAUGGUGUGGGUCUGAACUACCAAAUGUCUGUAGAAUAGGUAGAAUGUGUUAGUCUAGGUUUAGAUCCAUCAUAGCUGCCACGGUGUUGGCAGGUCAGAGAGGCCUUUAACACUUCGGCAAACUUCACACAUUGGUAUGGCAAAGGGUGGAACUUCUCAAGCUCAAAGAGCCAUGAACUCUUAAGUGACAAACAGCUAUGUGCUUUUUGGAGGGUUUUGCUCCUGUUGGACCCUCUGGGAAAUGGCAAGUAGGAAG